Molecule: messenger RNA, 858 nt
Organism: Nicotiana attenuata
Lineage: Eukaryota; Viridiplantae; Streptophyta; Magnoliopsida; Solanales; Solanaceae
Product: pH-response transcription factor pacC/RIM101-like
Exons: 4
Coding region: 1-858 (285 amino acids)
Source: RefSeq, a predicted model, not a curated record
AUGAGUCCUCCUCUUCCUCGACAUCCUCUUUCUCAUCCUCCUCAGUCGACUUCAUUGACAUCUACCAUGUUCAUUAUUCCCCCUCUGUUUAGUAAUUCGGCUCAGUAUUAUUCUAUGCCUACCAAAGAAAGUCAAAGUAACAUUGUUUUUAACUUUAUACCCACACCUUCUAUACCAUCUUCUUUAUCGGGCUUUCAUGGCAGUCAACAUGGUGGCUCACCAGCUGCUGCACCCCUAAACUUUCAUGGUAGUCAACAUAGUGGCUCACUAGCUGCUGCACCACCGAGCUUUCAUGGUAGUCCGCAUGGUGGCUCACCAGCUGCUGCACCCCCGAGCUUUCAUGGUAGUCAGCAUGGUGGCUCACCAAUUGCUGCAUCCCCCAGCUUUCAUGGUAUUCAGCAUGAUGGUUCGUCUUUUGUUGAUCCAUCAUCUUCCACUCCAUCAUCAUUAUCCACUUUCAGCAUAUCUAGGUUGGAUAUUGGAGGCUCUCGCCCAGUUGCAUCUAGUGGUACUUCUAGACCUUCUAGUAGAUGCAGGCAGAAUCUUGGAGGGGAUGUACAAUAUGAUAGUUAUAAUCGGUUGAUAAUCGUCCCCUACGAGGAUGGAUCUGAAAAUUUUGUGGGGAGUCCAAAUGGGUCGCAGUUUGUCGGUACCAAUUAUUCCGGCGAGGCAAUGUCGGGUGGCGGUUCAGAAGCUAAAUCCCAGCUUACCCAAACUCAAACCAGUAAUACUAGCUCAGAUAAUGAAGGAAUUCAGAAAUUUCAGAAUCAAAAUCGAGCAAGAGAACAGGAGGAUGAGGAGGAGGAGGAGGAGGAGGAACAUCGGCUGACGGAGAUUGCAGAACACGCGCUUGGUUAA